CCUCUCUUUUCCAAAUGAACCAGAGCACUUCAGCCACUACCUCAAGGUUGGGUGUAUUAGGUAAGUCACUCUUGUAGUUUAGAAGCCAUCGAUCUAUGCUGGUGAGACCUUCUCUCUGUAUCCGUAUGCGUAGAUUUUGGUCUGACCAUACUUCAGUUGUCCAGGGACAGAGUAGGAACAAGUGUUCUGCUGUUUCUGGGCUUGUUCUGCACAAAGGGCACAUCGGGUCAGGCAUGGAGGAACAGUUCAUUUUCAGGGUUCCACCUUCUGUUGCUGAGCGAAUAGAACUACUAUUGAAUGAAGAUGCAUCUACUUCUGAUGACAAGGUGUUAGAUUUAUCUUUCUCUGAGGAUGGGAGGACUGGAACUUUUGUCAUUGGAAAUGACCAUUUCACUGCCUCUCUGAUGGAUCUACCAACUGUUGUGGAGUCUUACAAAACCUAUGAUGAUACUAAUCUGAUUAAAACUGCAGACAUUGGUCAGAUGAUAAUGGUCAGAGAACCAGGAGAUCCUUCCCCAGAUGUGGUGGAGUACAGACAUGGUCUGACUCCUCCUAUGAGGGAUGCACGCAAGAGAAGAUUCCGUAGAGAACCUGACCUAAAUCCUGAGCUUGUGCAGCGUGUUGAAAAGGAUCUGUUGAACAUCAUGGCUGGUGGGACAGCAGAAAAUGCUGAUGUGGACAUGGCUGAGCAAGAGGAAGACGGAGAUGAAAAUUCCCGCAAACCAGGCAGGAAGACUGCUCCUAAGCCCACUGCAAAACCCAAAGUGCCAGAGGCUGAGACUAAUGCGGCGGAACCUGAAAGAAGUGAUUCUGAUGAAUCUGACGAAUCGGGCUAAUUUAAAUAUUUCUGUUUUCUCUUGCUAGAUAGUGAGGUCUCAACUAGUUCUGAGAGAGGUGGGACUGUUCGCAGCGACAUAUAUAGUUACCGCAGAAUGGUGGCUGUCGCCCUUGUUCAUUGCUAUAACGUCAAACUAGUUAUACAAAUGUUGGGGGAUGGGCAUCUCGUGGUAAUUAUGGCAUGUUAGGCUCCAAGUCUGUUCGCCUAUGGUGUUACGUAGAAAUGUAAUUAUCUUGAAUAUAUUGACUAUUUCUUUAUAUUUCGAUUGCCUGUAAUGGAUAAAAGAAACAUCUUGUUCUUUCUUUA
Molecule: messenger RNA, 1144 nt
Organism: Syzygium oleosum
Lineage: Eukaryota; Viridiplantae; Streptophyta; Magnoliopsida; Myrtales; Myrtaceae
Product: transcription initiation factor TFIID subunit 7-like
Exons: 6
Coding region: 96-836 (246 amino acids)
Biological process (GO): transcription initiation at RNA polymerase II promoter; RNA polymerase II preinitiation complex assembly
Cellular component (GO): transcription factor TFIID complex
Molecular function (GO): RNA polymerase II general transcription initiation factor activity
Source: RefSeq, a predicted model, not a curated record